Closterium sp. NIES-65 is the source of this 1530-nucleotide messenger RNA. The record is from the annotation of a GenBank genome assembly. Lineage: Eukaryota; Viridiplantae; Streptophyta; Zygnematophyceae; Desmidiales; Closteriaceae.
AUGCUCAGCAGCACUAGGAUACACCAGCACGAGCACAAGGAGCGAACGGCAGCAGUGAGUAUUCGCCUCACCAUCGAGCAGCAAUAUAAAAUGUUCAGCAGCGAUAAGAAGCAACCGGACCAGCACAAGCAGCGAAUGGUAGUAGUGAGCAUCUGCCUCGCCAUCGAGCAGCAACAGAACAGGAGGAGAAGGGAGGGAAGAGGAGGAGGAAGGAGGAGGAGGAGGUGGAGGAGGAGGAGGAGGAGGAGAGGAGGAAGACAAGGAGGAGGAGGAGGAGGAAAAGGAGGAGGAGGAGGAGGAAGAGGAGGAGGAGGAGAGGACGAGGAUGAGGAGGAAGACGAGGAGGAGGAGGAGGAGGAGGAGGAGGAGGAGGAGGAGGAGGAGGAGGAGGAGGAGGAGGAGGAGGAGGAGGAGGAGGAGGAGGAGGAGGAGGACCAUGACGACGACGAGGAGGAGAAAGACGAGGAGGACGAGGAGGAAGAGGAGGAGGAGGAGGAGGAGGAGGAGGAGGAGGAGGAGGAGGAGGAGGAGGAGGAGGAGGAGGAGGAGGAGGAGGAAGAGGAGGAGGAGGAGGAGGAGGAGGAAAAGGAGGAGGAGGAGGAGGAGGAACUGUACUGUAUGGUUUGUCCACUCGCUCAGUUUUUGUUGGCAGAGUGGUUCGGAGCGGCAGUGCGUGGUGCUGGGACGUUGUGUGUGGUCAUUUGUGGUGUUGAGUGCCCAAUGCACGAGAGUGGGGAGUUGAAAGAGGUGUUUGCAGAGAAAGGGGUGCUGGGAGGGGCGGGGAAGGGAGAUGCACCAGGAGCAGUGACGGCAGCAGCAGCAGCGGCGGAUGGGCAGGUUGAUGGGGCGAAGGGGUUGCAAGAGCGGCUGAAGGCACUCCUCUCGUCUUCGCCUACCAUGCUGUUCAUGAAGGCACUCGUCUCGUCUUCGCCUUCCUCUCAUCCCUUCCUCUCAUCCCUUCCUCUCAUCCCUUCCUCUCAUCCCUUCCUCUCAUCCCUUCCUUCAUCCCUUCCUCUCAUCCCGUCCUCUCUGCUGCGUUACCUCUCAGGGAACACCGGAGGAGCCGCGGUGUGGGUUCAGCCGCAAGGUGGUGGAUGCAGUCCAGGCACACCAGAGGAGCCGCGGUGUGGGUUCAGCCGCAAGGUGGUGGAUGCACUCACGUCAGAAGGUAUUUCCUUUGGCAGUUUUGACAUUCUCACGGACGAGGCAGGAACACCGCAGGAGCCCCGGUGUGGGUUCAGCCGCAAGGUGGUGGAUGCAGUCAAGUCAGACAUGGACUCAUCGCAUGGCACACCUGAGGAGCCGCGGUGUGGGUUCAGCCGCAAGGUGGUGGAUGCACUUACGUCAGAAGGCAUUUCCUUUGGCAGUUUUGACAUUCUCACGGAUGAAGCAGUGAGGCAGGGGCUGAAGGAGCUCUCCAAUUGGCCCACGUACCCCCAGGUGUACCACAAGGGCGAGCUGAUUGGUGGAUGCGAUAUUGUGCUUGAAAUGAAGGCUAAUGGGGAGCUUAAAGCCGAGCUUGGAGGGUGA